Messenger RNA from Galleria mellonella (greater wax moth), 3757 nucleotides. RefSeq names its product probable G-protein coupled receptor 179 (gene smog). Gene Ontology annotation, biological process: G protein-coupled receptor signaling pathway. NCBI's taxonomy places the organism in Eukaryota, Metazoa, Arthropoda, Insecta, Lepidoptera, Pyralidae. The coding region runs from base 985 to 2964 and encodes 659 amino acids. Gene Ontology annotation, cellular component: membrane. Gene Ontology annotation, molecular function: G protein-coupled receptor activity. The record is from RefSeq and is a predicted model, not a curated record. The transcript has 11 exons.
CACAAAAUGUUGUUUUAUCAGUGCUUUGAAUGAAAAAAAAAUCUUUGUAUUUUAUAAAGAGAACAGUCAGCGCCUGAGAUGAGAUAUUUAUGUUACUUAUUAUAUUCUAUGUUCGGUAAAUAAGAUUUAUUUGCCGACUUGCCCGUCUCAUUGGUGGUAAUUAAAUAAGGCACAAUAUAUAUGAGCAAUUGCCUCAUCUUUGUGGAAUUGUAAGGUAACAUGUGACGUCAUAUUUGUGAUCCUUGUGCCAUCUAUCACGAUCUCUGUAUUGCGGUUCCUGGUACUCGUUUGUAUCCUGGACGAUAAUAAUGCGGACGUGAUAUGUCUCUUAUUCGGACCGGUAUAGGCAUGCGUGUGGUCUGCACGAGCGCGCAAUGUACAGCCGGAUCCGUGGCGGUGGACAGAGGUGCGGGCACCGCGGCAGCGCAGCGCAUGCGCGUGCCUACCGCGACCGGGAGCCUCGCGAAAUCGCUCAGUGGCGCGGCGGGAUAGCCGGUCGAUUCCAGGGUGCCCGCAAAUACACCAACCACUCUCUGGAAACCGAAUGAACCGUAAAUUCCACAUGAAAACCACAUAAAAGUGAAAAUUGUAAAUGUGAGUAACGUCGUCACGUUUCGAUACUGCGAAUAUUGUGAACGUAUAUUGAACAGUUAAGGGAAUACUGAAAUAAGGAUCAUUUUAAAUUUUUACUCGAGAUUUAUGAUAGGAGUAUGGGACAUUAUCAGAACACCUGUCAUAUGAUAACAAAGCAGUUUUCCAGAGUUGGGUCUUAGUCAUCAGUUAAUAUUAUUUCACGAUUAAACUAUUUAUAUUGUCUGAUAUAGUUACUACAAGUGUUCAUAGGCUUUAUUAUGAGAACUGAUAAGGAUAUUUUAAAAUAUAGAAGUGGAUAGAUAUGUGCUGACGCAGCUUUAGUGAACGAGAAUGUGCAACAAAUCCGUGACACUAAAGAGGUCGCAUAGCGCGUGGCGUGGUAGGUGAGCGAUGCGGGCGCGGUUGGCGGCGCGGUGGGCGAGGGCGUGGGCGUGGGCGUGCGCGUGGACUGUGGCGUGGUGCGCGUGCGCCGCGGCCGCGCCCGCCGAGCCGCGCGCCCCGCAGCUCGCCGUGCCCGCCGCCGCACCCGCAGCCCCGUCCCCGCCCGCCUGCGACCCACUGCUGCUGAAAAACACACCGCCUAUGCCCACCAAUUUGCGCGAACAUGAAGCAGCGGCAGUCCACACGGCGCGCGCGCUGGCGGAACUAGUAGAGCAGGGCGCGGCAGACGAGACGCGAGCCGCCGCGCUGGCUCGCGCCACGGCACGCGCGCCGCUGUCGCCGCCGCCCGCCGCGGUCGCACUCGGCGCGCCCCAACUUCACCUCGGCGUGCUUUUCAUAGCGGAACCGCCCCGACUCAUCGUUUUCCAACAAAACAACUCGAUCACGUUACGUCAGUUCUGGAGGACGUUGGCUUCGGCCUGGAACGCAAGUGCCGUGGUGUGGUCGAACGCGUGGUUCUCCUGCGACGAUUACGACUGGGGAUGGUGGGGCGGCGCGGCCGCGGCUCGCGGCGCCGGACCAGCGAGAGCGGCGGCGGCGAUAUUUCGUCGCUGGACCGCCUUGCCUUGCGAGGACACGAUGCAUGAAUGGCUGGGCGGGCCGCCUCUUUGUGAUGCUGGUACAACUGACUGCGAGGCUUAUCCAGCUCUAAGUUCUGCAGAUAGAAGAUUAGAGUACCGGUGCAAGUGCCGCGUGGAGCACUGGCACGCGGGCGGCGGCGGCUGGCUGAGCGGCCGUGCGCUGGCGGCGGGCGGCGGUGCGCUAGCGUGCACGGCGUGCGGCGCUGCCAGCGACGCGGCCGCCUGCGUCGCCGACGUGUACCGCGCCGCGCUGCUCGCCGCCAACCUCGCCGGCAUGCUCAUAUGCCUUGUUAUCGGACUCAUUAUUUUUAGGAAGAGGAAAUGUAAAGCAGUGGCAAUGGGAAUGUGGACGGUGCUUGAAGUAGUUUUACUUGGUGCAUUACUCAUGUACGCUUCUGCAGCGUCUCAGUAUAUGUCCGUAGCACAGUGGCGCUGUGUAGCUGGCGCUUGGUUACGAGAGUUGGGAUUCGUAGCCUGUUACGGAUCUGUUGUUCUACGGCUAUGGGUCUUACUUGCCGAGUUUCGCACAAGAAAAGCGCAUCGGUGGACACCUAGAGAUUCAGAAGUGCUGAGGGUCGUGGGCGCCAUGAUAUCGGGCGCGGCGUGCUACUUGGCCGCGUUCACGGCUAUGGCGGUAUGCGACGACGACGGCGGCGAGUCGUGCGCGCGCGCCGCCUGGCACCACGUGACGGCCGCCGCCGAGCUGCUGCUGCUGGCCGCCGGUGCCAGGAUCGCAUAUGCCGCUCGGAAUGCCAACGUUCCGUUCCAAGAGCGCGGCUGGCUGGCGGCGGCGUUGUGCUGCGAGGGCGCGUGCGGCGCGGCGUGGCGGCUGGCGGCGCUGGCUGGCGCGGCGCCCGAGCGUGCGCCCCUGGCGGCCACGGCGCGUGCGCAGCUGUCGUCGGGCGCCGCGCUGGCGUGCGUGCUGGCGCCGCGCUUGUGGCACGGCUACCGCGCGCGCUCGCUCGCGCAGGAGGUAUCUCGUCGAGGACCAGCGGAGGGUUUCGGGGUGGAAGGCGAAGAAGAGCCUACAUCUGAAGAGGUCAGGGCCGAGUUGAAGAGGUUGUACGUUCAACUAGAGAUUCUUCGCAAUAAAACGCUUAGACGCGACAAUCCGCACAUCAGCAAACGAAGAGGCGGUCGGAAACCGCCGCAUCGACGGUUUUCCUUGCAGAAAAAGGGCAGUCGUGAAAAGGCUCUGCAAGCGCGACGUGGUGCAAAAGGCAAGAGCGGUGGGAGCGCUAGCGUGGUGGAGGCGAGCGAGGCGGGCGACGUGUCCCGCACGCCCGAGGACUCGGUGUGCUCGGCCGAGGGGCCCUCGCACUACACCGACGGGGACACGCAGGCGUGAUCGAGGACCGCGCCUCGCCAUCACUAUCACGACGUUCACCUGUAGAUCACGUACUGUAAUAUUUUACAUCACACCGUAGAAGUAAAGAAACCGGGUAGAAUUGACUUUCAUAUACUUUUCUUUGUGAAGGUAUCAAUGUCAUCUCUUCUCUUCAGACUUCGCAGAUAAUUUCAUAAAUUCUUUCAAAUUUUAACAAAUAAUUUCAUAACACGACGUAACUCACACGACACAAAUGCGAUUAAACGAGACGCACAAUUUUGUUGCGGUGUCUAUUGCUUGCAAGCCCUGACUGAUUUAGUUCUAAAUAGGAUGCGAGUCAUCACCACAACAAUGUAGUUAUAAUUAUUGAAUCCAAGAGAGUGUCAGUUCUACCUGAAUAUUUAUUAUUAUAUUUAGUUCUUAUGAUUACACUUUAGCAGUCUAGAGCAGCGAUUCUUAAAACAAGUUCCAUGGAAACUCGUCUCCUUAUAGAUCACAGAGCCAUGCGAAGAGAGGCGUUAUAUAGAACAAUCGCUUUUGUGACAAAAUUAAUUGUCCUAAAUAUUAGAACUUAAAAUUGGAUUUAUUUCAAAGAAGGUUUAGUCCUUCAUAAGUUUUUAAAAGCUUGAUCUGAAUGAACAUAUAGUUGAUAGUGGGUAUACUUAAUAAAUAGUACGGACCAACAGUACGCUUUCGUAUUGAUAAAUUUAUACGAGUAUACUCAUACAGUAUGUAUCGUAUCUUAUAUUUCAGUAAGCAAUAUGAAAUUUAUUUCAGUAUCUUUAAAUUAAUACACAAUAUAUGUUUUUUUUUU